Molecule: messenger RNA, 3136 nt
Organism: Lineus longissimus
Lineage: Eukaryota; Metazoa; Nemertea; Pilidiophora; Heteronemertea; Lineidae
Product: all-trans-retinol 13,14-reductase-like
Exons: 12
Coding region: 37-1920 (627 amino acids)
Source: RefSeq, a predicted model, not a curated record
UUGACAUUUUGGCAAAGACAUGAAAGAGUUCGCAGGAUGAUCGUCAACACGGUGAUUGAAUACCUUCUAGCUAAUCCCAGCAUCAUUGUUGCUGGGAUUGCACUCUACACUUUGAUUGUUGCAUUGUCUUUCUUCUUAUCUAGUCCAAAACCUGGUCCAAAUCCGUUUGCCGUCGACCGUAGGAAGCCACCGAAAGAUGUUGAGUUUGACCAAGCACUGCGAGACAAGGUUCUCAAGCAAGGGUUCAGUAUGCGUAAAGUACCAGAAGAUCUUGAUGCUGUGAUAAUUGGUAGUGGUAUUGGCAGUCUUGCUACAGCGUCCUUGCUCUCCCAAGUGGGUAGGAAAGUUCUCGUCCUGGAACAGCAUGACCAGGCGGGAGGCUGCUGCCACACUUUCAUUGAGAAAGGCUACGAGUUUGAUGUUGGUAUUCACUACAUUGGGCAGAUGUUUGGAGAGACGAUGACCAAAAUCUUAACUGAUCAAGUGACAGGAGGUCAACUAGUCUGGGAGCAGCUUGAAGAUGCUUUUGAUAUUGUUGCUUUGGGGGACCCAGCCAAGGCACGAAAGUAUGAAUACCGCUCAACGAAAGAGGGCCUCCGUGCAGGUCUACUAGAAGCCUUCCCCAAGGAACAAGAGGCCAUUGAUAAGUACCUCAACAUGUGCAAGGACAUCAAAUUGAACAGUUCCAUGGAUGCCAUACUGAAGAUGUUACCAAUGUGGAUCGCUAAGAUUGUGGUGAAGACUGGUAUCUACAGCCUCUUUUCUAAGUGUUUCCACUACCAAAACAUCACCCUGAAGGAAGCUGUCGACAAGAUCACCGACAACGAAGACCUGAAGGCUGUUUUUUCGUACAACUGGGGUGACUACGGAACCCAGCCAAAGAAGACAACAAUGGCCAUGCACGCCGCUGUCCAGAAUCACUUCCUGAAUGGCGGGUUCUAUCCAAGAGGUGGUGCCAGUGAAAUUGCACUCAAUAUUAUCCCGAUUAUUGAGAGGAGUGGUGGACGUGUGUUCGUGCGAGCUCCUGUCAGCCAAAUUCUGGUGAAUGAGCAGGGAAAGGCGUGUGGUGUACGGGUAACUAAGUCUACCGGUGAUUUUGAUAUCAAGGCUCCGAUUGUGAUUUCUGGUGCUGGUGUUGUCAACACAUUCCAGUAUUUACUUCCUAAGGAAAUUGCUACCAAAUCUGCCAUAUACAAACUCCUGCAAAGAAAUGCUGUCAAGUCUGGUAUGUCCAUGAUAUCCGUUUUUGCUGGUCUAAAGGGCACAACAGAAGAACUGGGUCUCAAGAAGCAGAACGUAUGGGCAUUCAAUAGUUCUGACCUGGAUGGUGAAUUUGAUGAGUUCUGUGCCAAGACGCCAGAAGAUGCGGUGAAAGGAGAUGUUCCACUCAUGUUUCUGUCGUUUCCUUCAACCAAAGAUUCCACAUGGGAGCAGAGACAUCCAGGCAAGUCAACAGUGGCGAUUGUGACCAUUGUCCCAUGGGAAUGGUUCAAGCAGUGGGAGGUCCAACAAGUGAAGAAACGCUGUGAAGAGUACGAGGACCUGAAAAAUGGUAUUGGCCGACAGAUGUGGAAACAAGCUUGUCUCAUGUAUCCCCAGAUCGAGGACAAGCUGGAUUACUUCGAAGUUGGAAGUCCCCUUUCCAACAAGUACUACAUCGGCUCACCAAAAGGUGAGGUGUACGGUUUGGAUCAUGACAAGGCCCGAUUCGGCUCACCUGAAGUUGCCAUGACACUGCGGCCAGACACCGAUGUUCCUGGCCUCUUCUUGACUGGUCAGGAUGUUCUGUCGUGUGGGUUCUCCGGUGGACUCCAUGGAGGGCUACUCUGCGCAGGAAAAGUUCUCAACAGGAAUUGUUUUAUGGAUCUAGUGAAGUUCAAGAAACAACUGAAACAAGCAAAGGAUAAGAAACAAGAAUAACUGAGAUGCAUGUGUGAAAAUACACGAACUUUUUGAUUUGCGAACAUUACCUGGUUUACGUUACAUGAUUUGCUACAAUGCAGCAGCUGGUUGUAAAUGAUUUUUGGAGUGGUAGCUUAAUAUGGGUCAGUAGAAUUAUGUCUUAUAUGAGUUUUUGUGUGUUAGUUAUUUGUGCUUCCUAAAAUUCAGCUUAUGAAAACUCUCCAAAAUAACUUGAGAUGAAAAAGAAUCUUCGGGGUUCAAGAGUACAGCAUCAGCUUCUAGAGUGCCAAAUUUGUUCAUGUCGCUGAGUAGAGGAAAGGUCAUUGCAUUUAUAUUGUUAUUACUGGUCUCUACUGUAAAUGCAUAACUGUAAAGUUGCAAUUUUGCAAAAGAAAAAAAAAUGGCAGCGUAAAUUUCUGGAUUUUUAGGUGACUGCUUUUAUUACUCUUGCCAAAUUUGUAGUUGAAUGAAUUUUUACACCUCUCAUUUAUUCACUUGCCUGCUCAAAUUUUAUCACUUCUCAUUUGACAAUCAAAUGGCUUAGCAUUGCCUGUUCGACAGGUUGUUCCCCGAGUUGAGUUCAGACUAUUCUAUGAAGUUCUAAUCAUUGUUCAAUUUUGCUCGCAUUUCGGCAUACUAUUCGUACAUUGUAGUUAUCCAGGUGUUCAAUAUUUUUAUUUGAGAUUUUGUUCCAAUGAAUUCACAUUGCUUUGAAGUUCUAGUCCGCCCAUUUUUCAUUGAGGCUAAUUUUUAAAGCAGUUUAAAAGCACAAUUGAUCUUUAGAUAAAGCAUUUGGUCAGGAUGUGUACUCAUGUUUUAAAGUGUAAGGUUGGGUGGUACAAUUACCACUAUGGCUAUAAUUGUACCGCUUUACUUUUCAUAUUCAAGCUUUCUCGGGAAGUGCAGUGGCAAUGGUGGAGCGUCAGAGUCUGACCUAGAAUUGGAAGGUUGUGGGUUCAAGGCUCUGCCAGUGCCAUCCAGUACUUCCAUCUGUACAGAAUGGUGUCUGAAAUAGGUUUGGGAAUGAAUGCAAAGCACUUUGAAACUGUCCAGUUGUCCAGUGUAAAAGCACAAAAUAAGAACUUGCAUGUUUUUUAUUUUUCUAAGCUAUGAUUUUGAUGUUAGUUUUCCUUGAGUCUUUGUCUUUGUGGUGUUCAACUCUUUCCGUCAUGAUGAUUUGUACAUGCAUCAUGUACCAAUAUUUCUUUAUCAAAUAAAAACAGAUCAGAAUCUA